UCGGCAGCUGGUCUUUGAAUGAGGAGGUGUAGGGCAUAGAAGCUACCAGAUGGUUGUUUUUGCAGACAAUAAGCCUUCAAAUACCUUCCUAAAACAUCGACAACGGACUUCAACCGCACCGUUGUUAAGUAACCUCUGACCACAGAAGCAGCUGAUACUGAAUUCUGCAAAGAUGCCUGCUCUCUCUUCACCCACUGAUAUCGGCAGCUCACCCCCGUCCCCAGUGGACAGCAGUCCUAGGAGGCUGUCCUGGGGCAAACUUGUGCAAAGAUUGGCUGAUUUCAGCACAUCUGCCAACAACAGCAGUAUUGAGUCUGGGUCCAACAAUGGCAGCAGGAGUGAUCUCUCAGAAUCAGGGUCAGAUGUAUGCGGUGACCGGUCUCCUUGCAAUGAAGACCUGUUUUAUGAUCCAAUGGAGGAGACCAUUCUGAAAGAAGUAGUGGAACUUAUUGCAGGAAGCCUGAAAGAAGCCAAAGACUCUGACUGUGCCUUGAGGUGCUCCAAACUGCUGAUCCCUGAGAAACUUCUGGAACACAUCGGACAAGAGCUCCUUCACCUGGCAGCUAGUGAGCCCUGCGGCUUAAGAGGGGCUCUCAUCGACCUUUGUGUGGAGCAAGAGGCCGUGUGUGAGAGUAUGGCUCAGUUAUCUGUGGACCCUUACCUUGUCCCCACCUUUCAGCUGACUCUGGUGUUGAGGCUUGAGUCAGGUGGGCUGUGGCCUAAGAUCCAAGGACUUUUUAGCACAAAGUCUCCUUCCACUCCAGUAGUGAGACGAGCUAUUAAACUUAGCACUGGUUUCCGGGUGAUCAAGAAGAAACUUUAUUGUUCUGAAGAGCUGCUCAUUGAGGAAUGUUAAGAAAUAUAAGGGACUGUCGAUGUUUUAUUAUUUUAAAAACGCCCAGUUAAGCUUACAGAAGGGCCUUAUUAUUAUAACUCCAUGUUUAUGAUGCCUUCAGAAGGAUGGACAUUGACCAGAUGUAGCCUAUUGUUCUACUGUAAGGAAGUUUAUGGUACCUGAAGCAGAUUUUGCUUUUUAAACUACGAUGUUUAACCAUCGUAUGUGGUUAAGAAAGUCAUUUUGCGAGUAUUAAAGUGCGUACCUCAGUUUCUAUUGAAACGUACAAUGGCAGCUAGCUAUGAUUAAAGUCAUUGAAGACCAUUGUGUUUUUUUCUUUUUAUACAUGCUAAUUAAUUGUAAUGUACACCAAGUGAUGAAUUGUACACCAGGCAAAUCAUUAGGAACCCUAGUGACUGCUUGAAUUCCAGAGUAAAGGCUUACCAGCACUUCAUUGUGCAGUUUCUCUGCAAUCUCAAAUGUAACUUGAUCUUGUAUUUGUGUGGACCUGUCCUGCUUUCAACUUUAUUUAUUUGACAUUCAAAUACUCAUAACAUUGCACUGUUUUUGUACUUUCACGACUGCAAAUAAAUUAUUUUUUUUAACAAU
Gymnodraco acuticeps is the source of this 1444-nucleotide messenger RNA. RefSeq names its product DNA-damage-inducible transcript 4 (gene ddit4). The coding region runs from base 173 to 856 and encodes 227 amino acids. Gene Ontology annotation, biological process: apoptotic process; response to hypoxia; negative regulation of TOR signaling. Gene Ontology annotation, cellular component: cytoplasm. The record is from RefSeq and is a predicted model, not a curated record. Gene Ontology annotation, molecular function: 14-3-3 protein binding. The transcript is spliced from 3 exons. NCBI's taxonomy places the organism in Eukaryota, Metazoa, Chordata, Actinopteri, Perciformes, Bathydraconidae.